UAAAAAAAAUAUCUAAUAUUCCGUAAACUUAUUUUUUUUAGUUUCCAUGCACCUACGUUGAUAUGUUCUGCAUGUCAUAAAAUUAGUUUUUACCUGUUUUUGCAGAUUCCGGGUGAUGGACUAAAGAUGAAGGAGUCAUAUGAGGCGAACUCUAGAGGCUUGGAAAUUUUCUCGAAAAGUUGGCUUCCGAAGAGCAGUUCCCCAAGAGCAGUGGUUUGUUUUUGUCAUGGUUAUGGAGACACUUGCACAUUUUUUGCAGAAGGAAUUGCUAGGAAGUUAGCAUCUUCAGGGUAUGGAGUUUUUGCCAUGGACUACCCAGGAUUUGGUCUAUCUGAAGGUCUACAUGGUUAUGUUCCAAGUUUCGACAAGCUCGUUGAUGAUGUUAUUGAACAUUACUCAAAAGUUAAAGAAAACCCAGAAUUCUGUGCUUUGCCUAGUUUCCUGUUCGGACAAUCUAUGGGGGGAGCAGUGGCUCUGAAGGUGCACCUGAAACAACCUGAUGCAUGGAACGGUGCCAUUCUUGUUGCACCUAUGUGCAAGAUUGCAGGGGACAUGGUUCCACCAUGGCUGGUGACCCAAAUUCUAAUUGGAGUGGCAAAAUUACUUCCAAAAUGGAAGCUUGUUCCACAGAAGGAUUUAGCUGAGUCGGCAUUCAGAGAUGUGAAGAAGAGAGAACAGGCUGCCUACAAUGUUAUUGCUUACACACAUAAACCACGUUUACGAACAGCCUUGGAGAUGCUGAGGACCACAGAAGAGAUAGAGCGACAAUUGGAAAAGGUGUCUCUGCCAUUAUUGAUCUUGCAUGGAAAGGCUGAUAAAGUGACUGAUCCAUCUGUGAGCAAGGCAUUAUACGAGAAGGCAAGGAGCCCCGACAAGAAGCUUAACCUUUACGAUGAUGCUUAUCACGCUCUUCUCGAAGGGGAGCCAGACGAGAUGAUACUUCGAGUAUUUGGUGAUAUCAUAUCUUGGCUAGACGCGCAUUGCUGAACAUUUGCCAUUCUUACCUCCUUUGCAUAUUUUUCUGCCUCUCAUUCUUUUUUCCCCGUAAGGCAGGGAGGGGUAGCUUUGAUUGAAUAAAUGUAUUUAUGAACAUCAUAAGAAGUAUAUAUUCUGUUGCAGAAAAGAACACAAGAAGGGAGGAAAUUAUUGAUAUUGCAUUUGAUCUCGGUAUUGUAUGACUCGUGAAAUACAAAGAAUAAAACAUCAAGUUUUGAUUCUUUUCUC
Messenger RNA from Olea europaea var. sylvestris, 1224 nucleotides. Its product is annotated as caffeoylshikimate esterase. The record is from RefSeq and is a predicted model, not a curated record. Lineage: Eukaryota; Viridiplantae; Streptophyta; Magnoliopsida; Lamiales; Oleaceae. Gene Ontology annotation, cellular component: membrane. The transcript is spliced from 7 exons. Gene Ontology annotation, molecular function: lipase activity. The coding region runs from base 127 to 987 and encodes 286 amino acids.